Apis florea (little honeybee) is the source of this 945-nucleotide messenger RNA. Its product is annotated as glutathione S-transferase 1-1-like. Lineage: Eukaryota; Metazoa; Arthropoda; Insecta; Hymenoptera; Apidae. Gene Ontology annotation, biological process: glutathione metabolic process. Gene Ontology annotation, molecular function: glutathione transferase activity. The record is from RefSeq and is a predicted model, not a curated record.
UUAUUAUUUAAAAAUGCUCGUUGUCUGAAAUGGAACAAAUUAUUUCAGUAUCCAGUCGUGUUUGGAAAGACGAAGAAUUAUAAUCCUGAAUGUUACAAAGUACUCGAAGGUGCGUUUGACGUUCUGAAUAAAUUUCUGGAUGGGCAAGAUUAUGCCGCUGGACGCAAUUUAACUAUCGCUGAUCUCGCUUUAGCUGCCACUGUAUCGACGGCAGAGAUUUUCGGUUUCCAAGUGGAGAGAUAUAUUAACGUUGAUAAAUGGAUGAACAGGAUAAAAUCAUUCGCACCGGGUUAUCGUAGAGCUAAUGGGGAAGGAUUAGAAAUAUUAAAGAAAUUGAUUGAAGAUUUUAAAAAGGGCUAAUGUAUAUAAAUAUUUGUGGUAUUAAUUUGUAUAGAAUAAAUUUAAUGAUUAAAAUUCAAUAAUAAAUUGUCUUUUUCUUUGGAUAUUGCGUCUAAACGUGAUCACGCGCCAAGAGCAAGCAUAGAGAGAGCAAAUAGUGGGAGAAGGACAGAGAUAGGGUAAAAAUUCGAAAUCAACGCCAUCUCUAGAAUGCCGAAAAUAAAACUCGAUACACAAAGACAGAAAAUAAUAGGAGAAGGAUAGAGAUAGAAUAAGAAUUGAUUUUCAACGCCAUCUCUCGAUUUGCCCAAGAUAUCAUUUCAUUGUCUUUCUGCAAAAUAAGAUAGGUAACAGAAUAAGAAUUUAAGAUCAGCGCUAUCUUUUAAAAUUUUUAGAAACAUGUUUUUUAAAGAGAUAUCAUUACAUUCGAGAUGUCAAUGACGCUGAUAGUCAAUUCUUAUCUUUCUUAUCCUCUUUUCUGUCCUUGUACAUUGAGUUCCAUUUGCUACAUUCAGGAAAUAACAUUAAUUCCCACAUUUUUACUCUAUUUCUAUCUUUCUCUUAUUAUUUUAUUUCCCUCGUUUAUAUCCAUUUUGUAAAAUUUAU